AUGAAGAUCACACUCACUGUCGGAGCUACAAGGCAUCCAGUUGAGAUACCAGAAGAUGCUACUGUUAAAGACUUGAUGCAAACUGUUGUCGAAAAAUGUAAAAUAACCCCAGAGAAUCAGAAACUCAUUCACAGGGGUGUCACAAUCUCCAGUGAUCCGGAAAAACUCUUAACGUCAUGCGAUGUUAAAUCCCGGAGCAGAGUGAUGGUGAUCGGGAAGAGAUAUGAUGAUGGAGAAGAUGUUGCUCUUCACAACUUAGAAAUGAUUGAAAAAGAUGUCCGGAGCGUGAUGAGGACUUUUGACGAACUGCACGAACAAAUCGACAGUAUCAUGAAAGGGUUUUUGGAUGAGGAGCAUAAGAACAAAGCUUUUAAACAGAUCAAGAAGAAGUUGCUCACAUCUUCCCAUCUUCUGAUGCAGAGUCUUGAAACGAUGGAUCAAAUGGUCCUUGGUCCUGAGUUUUCAAAUGCCAGAAGGAUCCGUAAAACUAUGGUUGAUAAAAUUCAAUCUGCGUUAACUAGUUGUGAUAAGCUUGUUGCAAUGGUCGAUAAAUUUAUUGCUGUGUAA
Molecule: messenger RNA, 567 nt
Organism: Ciona intestinalis (vase tunicate)
Lineage: Eukaryota; Metazoa; Chordata; Ascidiacea; Phlebobranchia; Cionidae
Product: BAG family molecular chaperone regulator 1-like
Biological process (GO): protein stabilization
Cellular component (GO): cytosol; nucleus; cytoplasm
Molecular function (GO): protein-folding chaperone binding; adenyl-nucleotide exchange factor activity
Source: RefSeq, a predicted model, not a curated record